Pelodiscus sinensis (Chinese soft-shelled turtle) is the source of this 1820-nucleotide messenger RNA. The record is from RefSeq and is a predicted model, not a curated record. NCBI's taxonomy places the organism in Eukaryota, Metazoa, Chordata, Testudines, Trionychidae.
UUGUCCCCUUUUUUUUCCUACCACUCUCAGGGAGUAACAGAUGUGCUCUGUGAAGCCUGUGACCAGUUAGGAUGGAAGACACCAACUAAAAUUCAGGUUGAGGCUAUUCCUGUGGCUCUCCAAGGCCGGGAUAUCAUUGGGCUGGCAGAGACAGGCUCUGGAAAAACAGGAGCUUUUGCUUUGCCCAUCCUGCAGGCUCUGCUGGAAACACCUCAGCGUUUAUUUGUUCUUGUCCUCACACCAACCCGGGAACUCGCCUUUCAGAUCUCCGAGCAAUUUGAAGCUCUUGGAUCCUCCAUUGGUGUCCAGAGUGCUGUUAUUGUGGGUGGAAUUGACAUGAUGUCACAGGCUCUAACCUUAGCCAAGAAGCCACAUGUUGUAAUUGCAACACCUGGCCGUCUGAUUGACCAUCUGGAGAACACGAAAGGUUUCAACUUGAGAGCUCUUAAGUACCUGGUUAUGGAUGAAGCUGACCGGAUCCUCAACAUGGAUUUUGAGACCGAGGUGGACAAGAUCCUGAAAGUGAUUCCACGAGACAGGAAGACAUUCCUCUUUUCUGCCACCAUGACGAAGAAGGUGCAAAAGCUCCAGCGUGCUGCACUGAAGGAUCCUGUUAAAUGUGCUGUAUCCUCCAAGUAUCAGACAGUUGAAAAAUUGCAGCAGCAUUAUAUUUUCAUCCCCUCCAAAUUCAAGGACAGUUACCUGGUUUAUAUCCUGAACGAACUAGCUGGGAACUCCUUCAUGAUAUUUUGCAGUACCUGUAACAACACUCAAAGGACCGCUCUCCUGCUUCGCAACUUAGGUUUCACUGCCAUCCCCCUCCAUGGACAGAUGAGUCAGAAUAAGCGACUGGGGUCCUUGAAUAAGUUCAAAGCAAAGGCCCGUUCCAUUCUGCUGGCUACAGAUGUUGCAAGCAGAGGUCUGGACAUCCCACAUGUGGAUGUGGUGAUAAAUUUUGACAUUCCCACACAUUCUAAGGAUUACAUUCACCGUGUGGGAAGGACAGCUCGAGCUGGGCGGUCUGGCAAAUCCAUCACCUUUGUCACUCAGUAUGAUGUGGAACUGUUCCAGCGCAUUGAACAUCUCAUUGGCAAGAAGCUGCCUGUAUUCCCCACACAGGAGGAGGAGGUUAUGAUGCUAACAGAGCGUGUGGCAGAAGCCCAGAGAUUUGCUCGUAUGGAGUUGCGAGAGCAGGGAGAGAAAAAGAAGCGAUCCCGAGAUGAGGCUAAUGAUGAUGAUGACACAGAGGGAGCGACAGGGGUCAGGAACAAAGUGGCUGGUGGGAAAAUGAAAAGAAGGAAAGCCCGUUAGCCAGAUACUUAAAAGUUCUGUCCCCUUUGAGAUACCUACCACACUGUAUCUCCAUCAAACCGCAAGCCUCCAGAGGUACACUUGUGAAUGGCAGGCCACCGUCUCUGCAUCUCCAGCACUGUCUUCAGUGAUAGAUUGAAUCUGCACCCUGUUGCUAUGCUGAAACGGUCAUCCUAUGAAGGGUUGGUACCUGUACUAUUUCUGGACUGUAAAAGGAGUCGUCUCCUGCAGUUGGACUCUCCCCUAGACUUGGAAGCAGCAGUCUCCUGGCAAACCCCGUUUUUGUGGGGGUUAAAUGGAAAAUAUUGGUCUGUGGACGCUUUCUUUUUCCCAGUCAUACUGCAGCCUAUUGUAACUCACCGUCCAAACCUCAGUGGGUGCCUCUUUAUAAGACAAUUGGAAGGAAGAAGAAAACUGAGAAGCACCUUCUUAUAUUUUCCAGCUUAUGUAUAUGAUGCUCCAGGAUGGGGAUCAAAAACUCCAAAUAUAUUUUGUUUAACCACAAAUCA